AUGGCGACACCUUCUCCCUCCACCUCGCGCUCCCCCAGGUUGUCGAACACCACCGUUCGGCGGUACGUUUACUUUCGGAGGUCGAAGGGUAUUCCAGCCCCGUCGUUGUCGCGCCGGCCACCGCGGUGCAACAGGGGCGCGUUGCCCCCUCCUCGCGGUCGCCGAGGCCCCUCUAAGUCUCAAUGCACCCAACUCCACCUCCCUGCACCCUCCAUCGACCGUCUCCUUCGCGCGCAGGCCCACCACGAUGAACGACGGCGCCCCGGUCGUCACACCGGCCUCCACCCUCCGCCUCGCGCUCCCCCAGGCCGUCGAACGCAAACGUUCGGCGGCACGUUUAUUUUCGGAGGUCGAAGGGCAUGCCAGUCUCAUUAUUGUCGCGCCGGCCAAUGCGAUGCAACAGCGACGCGCUGCCCCCUCCUCGCGGUUGUCUCGGCCCCUCGAAGGCUCACCACACCCCACCCCACCUUCCCGCAGCCUCCCUCGGCCCUUGUCGACAUGCUUAGGCAGACCACGGUGAACGACGGCACCGCAGUGGUCGCGUCGGCCACCGCGGAGGAACGACUGCGCCGACCUCCCUGCUGGCGUUCUCCAGCGCCCGACGCUGGCCCGCGUCACCUCCCAGUGCCCACGCGUAUAUCCAGCAGUGCUCGUGCAGUAGAGUCGACACGCUACAUCGAGCGGGCACGCACAUCCGCCGCCCCGCUCCUCUCCAACUCCGCGGACCCACUCCUCUCGCACACCCCCGUCCCACUCCUAUCGAACGCCGCGGUCCCACUCCCCUCGAACGCCCCCGUCCCUUUCCCCUCGAACACCGCGAUGUCCGCACAAGGUACCUCGGUCCUCGUCCGCAGCCACAGAUGCAGAACGCGCAGCAACAACGGCUCGGGAUCGUGCGUCGACGGGCACGCAUGUCCGCCGACCCUGUCCCCUCGAACCUUGCCGUUCGAGUCCCCUCGAAUCCCGCCAUCCCACUCCUCUCGAACCUGCGAUCCCACUCCUCUUGAACGGCGCCAUCCGACUCCCCUCGAACAGCGCCUUUUACGCACAAUGCACCGCAGUCCUUGUCUGCGCAUCCCACUCUUCUCGAACCCCCCGGUCCGAACCCUCUCAAACCCCGCCGUCCGACUCCCCUCGAACCUCGCCUUCCCAUUCCCCUCGAAUGCCGCCAUCCCAGUCCCUUCGAACGCCGCGAUCUCCUCACAACGCACCGUGGUCAUGGUCCGCGCGAUCCAGCGGGAAACGCGGAACGCGGAGCAACAGCGCAUGCUAGGUCGACGCGCACGCACGCCCGCCGCCAAGCUCCUCUCGACCCCCCCGGUCCCACUCCUCUCCAACGCCGCCUUCUGA
Messenger RNA from Sparassis crispa, 1350 nucleotides. RefSeq lists its product as hypothetical. The record is from RefSeq and is a predicted model, not a curated record. The transcript is spliced from 5 exons. Lineage: Eukaryota; Fungi; Basidiomycota; Agaricomycetes; Polyporales; Sparassidaceae. Bases 1 to 1350 code for a protein of 449 amino acids.